This is a messenger RNA of Motacilla alba alba, 2778 nucleotides long. RefSeq names its product HNF1 homeobox A (gene HNF1A). Gene Ontology annotation, molecular function: RNA polymerase II cis-regulatory region sequence-specific DNA binding; DNA-binding transcription factor activity, RNA polymerase II-specific. Gene Ontology annotation, cellular component: nucleus. The coding region runs from base 33 to 2057 and encodes 674 amino acids. The record is from RefSeq and is a predicted model, not a curated record. NCBI's taxonomy places the organism in Eukaryota, Metazoa, Chordata, Aves, Passeriformes, Motacillidae. Gene Ontology annotation, biological process: regulation of transcription by RNA polymerase II; liver development; pancreas development. The transcript has 9 exons.
AUUCCAACCCGAGAGACACCAGGCUGAAGACCAUGGUCUCGAAGCUGACUCAUCUCCAAGUGGAGCUGCUGGAAGCGCUGCUGGAGUCGGGGCUGACCAAGGAGACCUUGAUCAAGGCACUGAGCGAAGCGGAACCCUACGGGCUGCAGAGCGAGAGUCAGCGCGCUAUCAAUGCCCUCCAGAGUGAGAAAGGGGAGCCCUGCCCCGACAUCCCCAACCUCCCCAACGGAAUGGGGGAGUCCAGGGUAUCAGAAGAUGAAACCUCAGAUGACGGAGAGGAAUUUACCCCUCCAAUAAUGAAGGAGCUGGAAAACUUGAGCCCUGAGGAGGCUGCUCACCAGAAGGCUGUGGUCGAAAGACUAUUACAAGAGGAUCCCUGGCGAGUAGCAAAGAUGGUGAAGUCUUACCUCCAGCAGCACAACAUCCCUCAGCGUGAGGUGGUGGACACCACAGGUCUGAACCAAUCCCACCUCUCACAACACCUCAACAAGGGCACUCCCAUGAAGACCCAAAAACGGGCAGCCCUGUACACCUGGUACGUCCGGAAGCAGCGAGAGGUGGCCCAGCGUAAGUAUGGCAACAACUGCUCUCCUGUCUCGGUGUCACAAAGGCCUCUGCUCUCCCUCGCUCGUCCCUACUCCUUAUUGUUUUCAAGGAAAAAAUUCCCUUGCCCCUUUCUGCUUGCAGAAUUCACACAUGCUGGCCAGGGUAUCCUGACAGACGAGCCCAUGGGAGAUGACUUGCCCACCAAGAAGGGAAGAAGGAACCGCUUUAAGUGGGGUCCUGCCUCACAACAGAUCCUGUUCCAAGCCUACGAGAGGCAGAAAAACCCCAGCAAAGAAGAGAGGGAGGCACUGGUGGAAGAGUGCAACAGGGCAGAGUGUAUUCAGAGAGGUGUUUCCCCAUCGCAGGCCCAGGGACUGGGCUCAAACCUGGUGACAGAGGUCAGAGUUUACAACUGGUUUGCCAAUCGCAGGAAGGAGGAGGCUUUCCGGCACAAGCUGGCCAUGGACACCUUCAAUGGACCACAGCCCACCUCUGCCCCUCCUCUAACUCCCCACAGCUCCUCCUCCCUCCAGCCACCACCUGCUCUCUCACCCAGCAAGGUUCACGGAGUGAGGUACAACCAGCAGCCAGCCAGUGAGGCAGAGUCCUCCAGCAGCAACCACCACGGGAACAGCUCCAUGGUGACCACCCAAACCAUCCUGCAUCAGGUUUCUCCCCCUGGACUGGAGCCCAGCCAGAACCUGCUGAGCACAGACACCAAGCUGGUAUCAGCUCCCGGGGGAACGCUCCCUCCUGUCAGCACCCUGACUGCCCUGCACAGCCUCGAGCAAAGCCCGCACACGCUGAGCCAGCAGACCCAGAACCUGAUCAUGGCAUCCCUGCCGGGGGUCAUGGCGAUCGGGGCGGGCGAGACCCCGUCCCUGGCACCCGCCUUCACCAACACGGGAGCCUCCACCCUGGUGAUCGGCCUGGCCUCAACCCAGCCCCAAAGUGUUCCUGUAAUAAACAGCAUGGGGAGCAGCCUCACUACCCUGCAGCCUGUUCAGUUCUCCCAGCAACUGCACCCAUCCUACCAGCAGCCCCUCAUGCAGCAGGUCCAGAGCCACAUCAACCAGAGCCCCUUCAUGGCUACCAUGGCUCAGAUACAGAGCCCUCACGCUCUUUAUGGCCCCAAGUCUGAAGUGACUCAAUACACGCAUGCAGGCCUCUUACCACAAACCAUGGUGAUAACAGACACAGCCAAUCUCAGUGCCCUGACCAACCUGACACCAACUAAACAGGCAUUCACACCCGACUCAGAAACUCACACCGAGUCUGGGAUGCACACACCAGUGUCACAGGCACCAACAAUCCAUCUACAGAACCAAGACACAACAAUCCAGCACCUUCAGCCAGGCCCACGCCUCACCUCGAGCCCUGCUGUGUCCUCCAGCAGCCUGGUCUUGUACCAAAGCUCUGACUCCACCAACAGUCACAGCCAGCUGCUGCCAUCCACUCACAACGUCAUUGAGACCUUCAUCUCCACACAGAUGGCAUCUUCCAGCCAGUAACCACCACAAGUAGCUCCUGAGUGACUGCCACAACCAACCUGCCAGGCGCAACUCCAGCCGUGUUUGCCACCACAGCCUCACACAAACCCCUGCUCAGCUGCCUCCAGGAGAGAAAACGACUCAGGCUCAAGACAGAAAACACGGAAAGAUGAUGCUGGCACUGCUGAAAUCCACUGCCACCCCCUCCGUCCCCAAAAAAACCCCCAGCAAACCUAAACCCUAGCAGCCAGCUCAGAAUGGCCAGACAUCCUUUUGUGGCUGCCCAAGAAGGAAUCCCAACAGUGCCAGGACGUGGAUGGGACUUUAAUUCAUUCAGCUUUCAUCAAGCUGGGCCUGUAUGAAGCUGUCAGCACCAGACUAAAUUAUGUGGGAAAGAGUAAGGCUGAGCUGCCAAAGAAGGGACACCACCUUUAAACACUCUCCUCCUUUGCUGCAAGGAAACACCAACAGAACUAUAAAAAAAUAACAGAACCUUGGAAGUUCUUGACUUUGCAAUGAGAAUAACCAAGAACAGAUUUGGGAAUGGCUUGGCACAAAGCUGUCAGUAUGGGAUCACUGACAAGCUACAAAUUCUUAAUUAACUACCAAAAUACCAAACAUUCUCAGUUCAAAAUGACCUGCUCUAAAAUAAUGCUCUCCUAAUGGAAAUGGCUUGGUUGUUUCUGAUAUAGCUCUGCUUUGUUUUAAAUGCAGAAAUUAAAGUUAAACAGCUGCAAGGAGA